GCAAUGUGUGACGUUGAAAACGAUCUAAACGUGCUGCAACGGCCAGUUGCCGCCAAGGGGCGUAACACCCUGGCCAUCAUCGUCAUAGGGAUGGCAGGAAGUGGAAAGACAUGUUACGUCAAAGCACUCAUAGAUAAGCUCAAAGAAGCUGGCAAAAAAGUAUAUUCCAUCAACCUCGAUCCCGCGGUCACGAAAAUACCAUAUUCACCUAAUAUAGAUAUUCGAGAAUCUAUCAAGUACCGCAGUGUUAUGAAGAAGUAUAAACUAGGGCCUAACGGAGCUAUUAUCACAUGCCUUAAUCUAUUUGUGACAAGAUUUGAUAAAGUACUGGAAAUCCUAGAUAGAAGAUGUGCCAAAUUGGACUAUAUCGUUAUAGAUACCCCGGGGCAAAUUGAAGUAUUUAACUGGUCAGCAAGUGGAACUGUUAUAUUAGAAUCACUGGCGUCCUCAUUCCCUACAACUGUGAAUUACGUGAUCGAUACCUGUAGAUCACAGCUACCAGUCACCUUUAUGGCAAACAUGGUCUACGCUUGCAGCGUUAUGUACAAGUCACGCCUGCCGUUUAUCGCAUGCUUCAACAAAAUAGAUGUCGACCGACAUGAAAUAUGCCUUGAAUGGAUGGAUGAUUACCAUGCAUUCUACGAAGCAGUUAUGCAGGAUGAUACCUAUAUGGCAAGCUUCAGCCGUUCAUGCGCAUUGAUGCUUAAUGAAUUCUACCAGGGAAUCAAGUGCAACGGCAUAUCAGCCAUAACUGGAGAAGGCUUUGAAGAGCAUAUAAAAAGCUUAGAUGAGUGCCGUGAAGAAUACAAGACGUCAUACCUCCCUUGGCUAGAGGAAGCUAGACUACGCCACUUCACUGAACAAAUGAACAAGCUCAAAAUACAAAGCAACACUUGAUC
Molecule: messenger RNA, 899 nt
Organism: Babesia bovis T2Bo
Lineage: Eukaryota; Apicomplexa; Aconoidasida; Piroplasmida; Babesiidae
Product: GPN-loop GTPase 1 family protein
Exons: 10
Coding region: 4-897 (297 amino acids)
Molecular function (GO): GTPase activity
Source: RefSeq, a predicted model, not a curated record